Molecule: messenger RNA, 1180 nt
Organism: Diabrotica balteata
Lineage: Eukaryota; Metazoa; Arthropoda; Insecta; Coleoptera; Chrysomelidae
Source: the annotation of a GenBank genome assembly
UUUUAACAUGUUUUCUUAUGCAUAGGAAAUUGUUUAGUGUAUUUUAAGUGUCGUCAAGUGUUUUACUAUUUGAUUUUCAGCUCUAAUGAGUAUGUAAAUAAAAUAUACCCGCUAAGUGAUCCAUCAAAUAGUUAAGUCAUCAUGAAACCUUCUAAAAGCAACGUUUUAAAACCAGUUAUAAUUUUGUUAGGUUUGACUAUACUGAUUUUUAUAGUGAUAUUCGCCUUCGCGAGGAAAGAUAGGCAGCAAGAGAUGCGUAAUCUUUUAGAAGUCUCAGAGGAGGAGCAGCUCAGAUUUGUUGAUGGAAUUGAUCAUCUUCUGUUGGACUUGGAUGGCGUGGUUAAAUUAGCAGAUACAGUAAUACCUGGAGCCAAAGAAUGUUUAGAUAAGUUUAAACGACUCGGAAAAUCUGUAAGCUUCGUAUCAAACAAUGCUCUAAACACUCCUGAUGAAAUUUUGCAAAAAUUACUUCGUAUGAAUUUAACUGUGGAUAUCAACGAUAUUUUUAAUCCCCAGAUGGCAGUAUUAGAUUACCUACAACGAAUGAACUACCAGAAAAAAAUAUAUAUGAUAGGAACCGACAGCUACAAGGAAUAUUUAAGAAAGGCGGGAUUUAAAAUCGUAGAUAGUCCGAAUGGAAUCAUAGAUGAAAGUAUACACAAUUUAUCAGAGAAGAUUAAGGAUGAUCCUGACAUAGAACUAGUUGUAGCAGACUUUGAUUUUAACCUAUCUAUGAUAAAACUUACACAGGCAGCACAUCAUCUUAGAAAACCAAAUAUUACCUUUUUAGCAGGGGGCGCAGAUAAGACUUUUCCUGGUUCUAAUGGAAAAAGUAUAGUAGCUUGUCACUAUGUUUAUAAAGCUUUGGAAGAUUAUAGCGGCAAACAACCUAUAACAAUGGCAAAACCAUCUCAACACUACAGCAAAGUCAUACAAGCUAGAUUGAAGAUUACAGAUCCAACCAGAGUUCUUUUUAUUGGAGAUUCAGUAAUAGAAGAUUUGGGAUUUGCUACAGUGAAUAAUUAUCAGAAACUUCUUGUUCUUACUGGAAAUACCAAAAUAAAAAAUAUUCAAAAUUGGACGUACCCGGAAGAAUAUAAACCAAAUUAUUAUAUACAGAGUUUGCAUGAAUUAAAUGUUUUAUUGGUAAAACUAAAAAAGAUGUAGAAUAAAAAUAUUU